Penicillium riverlandense is the source of this 1023-nucleotide messenger RNA. Its product is annotated as HNH endonuclease signature motif containing protein. The transcript has 2 exons. NCBI's taxonomy places the organism in Eukaryota, Fungi, Ascomycota, Eurotiomycetes, Eurotiales, Aspergillaceae. The record is from RefSeq and is a predicted model, not a curated record. Bases 1 to 1023 code for a protein of 340 amino acids.
AUGUCAUCAUCCUCAGAGACGAAGCUGGAUCGAAAGCUGAAUAUUUACACACCGCUCAAACCCACGGACAAAACCAAGGACUUCCUCCAUGACUUCUUCAAGUUCCUUCCUCCUGACGGAAAAAAAAAUCUGGCGGGGGAGGUUUCAGGAUGUGCAAAUGACGAGGAGCUUCGGCAACUGGUCCAAAGCAUCACAACUGGCUUAUUGAUUCCUAUGAAAGCACAGGGUGGCAAAACACUCAUUGAAAUCACUCCUUCUCCGCAUUCUGGUGUUGAAGAUUCACUGCAGCACCGCUGUUUAGAAAGAGAUGGCAACCAAUGUCUUGCAACGGGGCAUUAUAGUCACAGUCACGCCCAUCCACGGAACGCACUCACGACCCAUCUUGAAGCGGCCCAUAUUAUUCCAUUUGCACUUGGAUCCUUUCAGGCUGAUGUCGGUGAGGCAGUAGACAGAUAUGGAGCGAUUUGGGCCAACCUACGGCGCUACUUUCCAGUUCUUGACAGUAUGCCCUUUACCUCAGAACAGAUAAAUUCGGAAAAGAACGUCCUGAUGCUAGAUUCCCAACUUCACAAGGAAUUCGGUCAAUUCAGACUCAUUUUUGAAACAACUGGAGUUCCUCACCAAUAUCGAAUCAAGACCUUCCCAGAUACCGCCACGGGGCCGAUACGAGAUUUACCUAGAAAUCGGCAUGUCAAGUUCAGAGUUCACAAAGGAAGUUGGGAACUUCCAGAUCCUACACUUCUCAGAAUCCACGCUUGUAUUGGAAAUUUUCUACAUAUGAGUGGCCAGGCAGAGAUAAUCGACAAAGUCCUGCAAGAUUUUGAAGACUGUGGUGGGCUUGCUCCGAGUGGGAGCACAAACAUCGAAGACUUUCUUGCAGUGAGCGGCCUCUCACUACUACCCUCGAAUGCCAACGAAACGCCCGAUUCUCAAAAGUCUACAGAGAAGCAACGUCCUACGGAGAGGCAAGGGCUCCAACGGGCGAAAUUUCUUGACACUGAGAAUAAACCAUGGGGAUACUAA